This is a messenger RNA of Strongyloides ratti, 1320 nucleotides long. RefSeq names its product G protein-coupled receptor, rhodopsin-like family and GPCR, rhodopsin-like, 7TM domain-containing protein. Lineage: Eukaryota; Metazoa; Nematoda; Chromadorea; Rhabditida; Strongyloididae. The record is from RefSeq and is a predicted model, not a curated record. The transcript is spliced from 3 exons. Gene Ontology annotation, biological process: G protein-coupled receptor signaling pathway. Gene Ontology annotation, cellular component: membrane. Gene Ontology annotation, molecular function: G protein-coupled receptor activity. Bases 1 to 1320 code for a protein of 439 amino acids.
AUGUGUAGUGUUGAUAACUAUAUAUUACGUUUUAAUAAUACUAUUGAAAGUACAUUAGAUUCUAAAACAUUAAAUUUAUACUAUAUGAUUCAUGAAUGUGCUUCAUAUGUAAGAAAUAUUUUUAAUAUGCAAUUUUUUCUUGUUAUCCUAUUCAAUACACUAAAUAUUUAUAUUUUACAUUCAAAAAGAUCUAAAAAUAGAAAUAAUAUUCUUUCUAUUUUUACAGCAAUUGCUGAUAUUGCAAUUGUUAUAUCACUUAUGUUAAUUUUUUGGAUACAUGAAUGUCAAUUUCAUGAAUCAGAAGCUUCAUUUUUUUGUAUAUUUUUUAAUUGGUUUAGAAGAAAUAAUACUAAUUAUGUAAAUAUAAGUGCUACAACACUUAGUAUCUUUUCAAAUACCGCUACAAUGAGUUCAACAUGGGGUGUUUUAGUGAUAUCAAUUGAUCGUCUUCGAGCAAUUCGCCACCCCUUUAAAAUCAUAAGAAAAGGUAUUUUUAAAGAUGUAUGUGUAGUAAUUAUAUCUAUUGUUUUUUUUACUUUUAUUUCAAAUUUAACACGUUAUUGGGAAACAAAAAUGGCCACAAAUAUAACUAUUACUUAUGAUAAUUCUAUUCCAUAUUAUGCUAAAGUUGAUUAUUUAAAACUUACCUUAAAUGGAAUAAGAAUUUUUCUUCAUAUAAUUGUUCCACUUAUCUUAUUAACAAUAACUAAUUCUAUGCUUAUUUUUCAUUUAAAAAAUCGUUCAAAAUAUUUUGAAACUGCUAAAUGGGAUCGAGCAAAACGAUCAUUUGAUUCAGGAAUAUCUUGUAAUAAGAAUACUGAUUGCCUAGCUAAAGUAUGGUCAAGAAAAGAUGCAUCAAAAGAAUUUAAAAUAACUAUUAUGAUGGUUUUACUUAUAACAUUUCAUAUUACAAGUUUUUUUCCAACAAUGUUAUUUCAUUUAUAUUUUGAAAUUAUAGUACCAGUAAUGUCACAUUAUUUUCAAAUUAAUAUUGAUAAAAUGAGUUAUCCAAUUCAUUGUGAUAAUAAAAUAACAAUAACAACAAGAAAAGAUUUAGCAUAUCUAACAAUAACGAUUUUAGUUUUUGGAAAAAUUUCUAAUAGUCUUCUUUUAUGUAAUUUACCAAAUUCAAUAUAUAAAAUAUGUCAAGAAAUUUUUAUACAAAAAACAUUAACAACAAGUUUAACUACAAGAUGUGAAAAUAGUAAUGUAAGAAAAGUUUCACGUCCAAAUGCAUCAUCAAGAAAAGUAACAAGACAAGAAAACAAAAGUCUUAUAAUGCCAUUGACUCAUUUAAAUCAACCAACUUAUCCGUGUUAA